Messenger RNA from Misgurnus anguillicaudatus (oriental weatherfish), 2985 nucleotides. RefSeq names its product thymopoietin b (gene tmpob). Gene Ontology annotation, molecular function: DNA binding. Lineage: Eukaryota; Metazoa; Chordata; Actinopteri; Cypriniformes; Cobitidae. The record is from RefSeq and is a predicted model, not a curated record.
CGCGGAGCUUCUUCUUACUGUGCCAGUUCCGAGGCGCGCGCGCACCGAGCCGUCGAGCUAUUUGUACUUUUACCCGCAUUUGAAAACCGCGUAAUAUCGUGUUUCGGCAACGCAACUUUAAUUUAAUGAAAAGCUUCGAUGUGCAAUCUCCUAAAAAAUCCACUUUUGCACAAAACUUAUAGCUGUGUUUGUCGUACAGUCCUGCGAGGACAUUCAAACGGAAGGCGCGAGCCGGCGGUUUGACGUGUGUCAACAACGCGAGACAAGAGUUGCGCGGUGUGAUUUUGAUUUUUUCUAAUUUCACAGAUUUCCAAAAUAAUUCGAUUUGGCCCUAAACGCGUUUAAUAACGAUAUAAUUGCAUUUGCAUUUUGUUAGUGAAAGUAGUGGUGAAAGGUAGUGAAAAACCAAGCAUGGCGCAAUUUCUCGAAGAUCCGUCGCAGCUCACUAAAGAGAAGCUGAAGAGUGAGUUGUUGGCCAAUAAUGUUUCUCUGCCCAGCGCUGACAGCAAGAAAGAUGUGUAUGUUCAGCUAUAUCUCAAGAACCUGACCGUUCUCAACAAGAAGAACCUUCCUCCUCCUCCUUCAGACAUGUUCUCCAGUGAUGAAGAGAUUAUAACACCCGUGCUGUCCAACAGAAGCCGAUCGGGGAAGAAAGCCACAAGAAAGACGGACAAAGUUCGUGCUGAGGAGAAUGACAUUUCUGGUCUGACUGAUGAAGAGCUGAAGGAUAAGCUUUUGAAAUACGGGCUGCUCUCUGGUCCGAUUGUUGCAUCCACACGUAGUGUGUACGAGAAAAAGCUUCAGCAGUUUCUUGAUCAGCCUCUGAAAGAGACCAAGCUGCCCGAACCCGAGACCACCAUCCCAGAGGCCGUCACCAUCAAGCCAGACGGAAAUCAAAAUGGAAACACGUAUUCGGCAGAAGAUCAAUACAGUGACAAAGAAGAUGAAGUUCCCAUUCCUGAGCCGAUUCCCAUCUUGAGUAAGCCGGUCCGGAGUAGAGGAAAGACACCGGUCACUACCAGAACCAGCAGCAGACAGCGUACCAAAGUGCAGGUGGAGGAAAAAACAUCUGUGGAUGGAGGAGAUGUUUUAAAAGAAAUUUUUCCAAAUGAACCUGCCACGCCCACUGGAAUAAUGGCCACAUGUCGCAGGCCGAUCCACGGUGCUGCUGGACGUCCAGUGAUGCCUCUGAACCUCCGGUCCGAAGAGAUCAUCCAGCAGCAGAAGGUUUACACAACCACCAAAUCCUUUGUCACGGAUGUACGCAGCGCUCCACCGGCGGCUCCUCGCCCCCGACCACGCAGCUGGUUCUCCAUUUUGUUUAAGCUUCUGCUGUUCAUCCUUCUGGUUGCAUCCGUGUGCUACGCCUACCAGAACGUCACCGCCGAACAGAUCAGCGCCUGUCAGCUCUUUGUGCAGGACAAUGUGAUUACGCCUGUCGUCAAUUAUAUCAGCCGGGAAAGUCGCGGCGAAGGCGGUGACGGAAAAUAAACUUCCUCACUCCUCGACCUGCGCUUCAGCAUGCAUCUACUUUCAGACUGAUUUUCUAGCUCAUCUGCAAGUUUUGGGAAGUUGGGUGGGGGGAUUCUGAUUAUUGCAGUACGACCUAGCGGUAACGUCUGAAUAGAUCUGUGUUUUUAAUAGUCUUUGUGUGCAUCGUGUUUUGAUAUUGCUUUGCGAUUUUACCGUUUUGUAGCAUUCAAUGACGUAGUGUGACGUAGUGUUUGUUCACAAAUGCUUAUUGUGAAUCAUUAGCCACAAGUGUAUGGUGCGUCUCAAUUCAGAAUCACAAAACGAGUUCAGGACGUGUUUUUUUUUUAAGCUUUCAGUAAGUGCCAAGACAUCAUGGCCAGUGCAAGCACGAUUUGAGGCUAUAAUUUUCAACUUUUUCUGAAUAAUCAUGGCGUAGUUGAUUUUAGAGCUGAAUUGAAAUUUAUGAGUGAACACAUGGUUGAGUUUUAUGUAAACAAUUUGUAGCAUUUAAAAAGCUCAAACUACUUUUUCACCAGUUCAGAUCAUUUUAGUUUUAGUACUAGACAUGUAGUCAGUGUCUUUUAUCCAGAACUUGAAAGAAGCCAUGUUUUAUUAAUCUGAAAGCCUUGUGUAGUAAAUAACGCUUCAGCUUUUUAAUGAGAGACGGCCUCAAAUCACGACGACUCGGUUUAAAUGUGUUUGUGAUGUUUUCAUAAUGUGAUGUAAGGUGGCAUUAUUUGCCGAAUGUCCAAACUCAGAAUGAGAAUUGAAUCCACUGAUUCUUUUCUGUUGACUGUAUUUACUCUCAUCUGUGACUGUUUAAACAUUUUUUCGCUUUGAUAAAGUUGUACUAUAAACAUAUUUACUAGAAUGAACUUCUUUUCAGUCGGAAAUACAUUUGUGAUGGGCAUCUUCCAGUCUGAUUUUAUAUUUUGCUAUUAUAUUUCAUUUUACCUGCAAUAUUUUUCUAAUGUCUUCUGUAAAAUUAACAUUUUUGAUGGGGUUAAAGUGGGUUACUUUUAAAUGUACAGAUACUGAAUUCAUAAUUAAAGGGAUAGUUCAUCCAAAAAUAAAAAUCUGUCAUCAUUUACUCACUCCUGUGUUACAAACCGGUAAAAAUUUAUUUGUUCUGAUAAACACAAAGGAUGAUAUUUUGAGGAAUGUUUGUAACCAAACCGUUCGUGACCUCAUUCACUUCCAUAGUAUUCUUUUUUCCUACUAUGGAUGUGAAUGGGGCUUAUGAUUGGUUUGGUUAUGAACAUUCCUCAAAAUGUCUUCCUUCGUGUUUAUCAUAACAAAGAAAUGUAUACAGGUUUAAAACAACAUGUUUUCAUUUUUGGGUGAACUAUCCCUUUAAGUCUGCUGUGUCUCAGGCAGUGGAUGUUAUACAAAUAAAGUCAAAUUUGCACUCCGUAUGCAGGCAGCUAAAUGUGGGGAAAUUGGUUGUUUUUAUUUAUCUUUAAGUCAAUACAGUACAGAUGUGAAAUAAAAGCAUUGAAAUACUGGAGGUGA